GUCAGGUUAGGUUUUUUUUUCCAGCAUUUGGCCCAGUGAGCGCAGCUGAUUCCGGGCUGGCUCCAGCUGCUCCCGGUCAGGUUAGGUUUGCACUAAGUCCAAACCUCCAGCCUCCCCACCCACCCUCGCCUCUCACGCUGGCCCGCACACAGUGCAGCUGCUCCCGGUCAGGUUAGGGUUUUUUUUCCAGCAUUUGGCCCAGUGGGUGCAGCUUAUUGGCAACAGCUGCAGCCAGUUAACAAUCAGCUCCUGCCUCUAUAUAAAUCGGCUCCUCCUCCMAGCAGAAUCACUCUGGGGACAGGCUGCGAGAAGAUGGCACCUGCGGCAGCUGCUCGUUGUCCGCUCUGCGUCGGAUGGUUUAGAGCCAUGGCGAGCCACCUCAGGCGGGCACACUGUGUGCAGAACCUCCACAAAAGGAAGCUGCUUUCGAACUUAGCCUUCGGGAGAAUGAACGUGAGGGACCUCGCCUGCCCCGUCCACGGCUGCACAUACAGGGAGGGACGCCUGGACAGACACAUCCUGCAGGGCCACGUGGAGCUGACCGAGGAGGACAGGCGGGCUCGGCUGCGUCUGGUGAGGCGAAAAUGCACCCGUCACAUGAUUAGGCAGCUCGGGUUAAAACAAGCCAGCCCGCUGUUGGUCUCGGACCUGCACGUGGAGGAGCCCGGCGGGGAAAGGCUGUCGGCCAUUUCGGUGCCGCCCGACGGGGAAAGGCGGGGCUCCCUCUCCAGCGUGGAAGGCGAGGACCAGGCAGACGGGGGCCACCCAGGGGAGGUCCAGGCAGACGGGGGCCACCCAGGGGAGGUCCAGGCAGACGGGGGCCACCCAGGCCAGGACCAGGCAGACGGGGGCCACCCAGACGAGGACCAGGCAGACGGGGGCCACCCAGGCCAGGACCAGGCAGACGGGGGCCACCCAGACAAGGACCAGGCAGACGGGGGCCAUCCAGGCCAGGACCAGGCAGACGGGGGCGACCCGGGCACGACCACACCCCAGGACGGACCGCUCCCUUCCCAGCAGCUGCUUCCCUUGCCAGGACCGGUGGCACGCUUUCUGCGGGGCUUCAGGAVGUUUCACAUGGGCGGGCGGCCGAGCAACAAACACUACCAGAACGCGGUGUCCAAAGCCAACAGGGUCCAYGUCUUCCUGGCUUACAUGUCCGAGGGGGCCGGCGAAAGGAGAACUGGCUGUUCCUGGACGACGUCGAGCGCAUUCAGCGGUGGCCCGCGGAGCUGGCCAAAGCCGACAAGGCGGUCACCACGGUCAACACGUACCUGGAAAAACGUCCACCAGUUCAUGCAGUACUUCAUGGAAACCCCGCCGGUGCCCUGCGGUCUGACGAAGAGCCAGCAGGCUGGUGUGGCCCGAGCCCUGAAGAGCUGCCUCCGGGACCUGGCCAGGGAAGUGGUCGUGCACCAGAUCUCCGUGAAGGAAGCCAAAGUCUCCAGGGCCAUAACGCAGCAACACCUCACCGCCUGCAAGCAGCUGGCCGCCCGCAGGAUACCAGAGUUGCUGGACAUGCUGGAGGUCAAAGACACCCCACCCGUGAGGCACCUGUUUCACGGUUACGCGGCCACCUUUGUGUCCUCCAUCUACGGACACAGGACCGGCGUGAUAGCCAACAUGAGGGUGGAAGAGCUCGAGGCGGCGAGAGGCGCAUCUCCGGAGGGAAGCCACGGCGUCGUCAUCAACGUCAGGGAGCACAAGACGAACCGGGCGUUCGGGAUGGCCCAGAUCUACCUGACCCGGGACGAGUUUGUCUGGCUGGAGCGGUGGAUGCGUCUCCGAGACCGACUGGAGCCCAGCGACGACCGCGUCUUCACCACGGGGACCCCGGCCAACGGGAAGACCCUCCUGCAGUUCCUCCGGCUGGCGUGGGGAGAGAUGAGCUUGCCCGGACGCCCGACCUUCACCGACAUCAGGACCUCGGUCGCCACUCACGCCAGGAACUGCCACAGUCCGGAGGUCCGGCACAAACUCUCGCACUUCAUGUGCCACGACACCUGCACGGCCGACCGGUUCUACGCCCUGCACCUCUCCCGAGACCAGUCCAAAGACAUGCGGGAGCUUUUCGAAGCAGCCUGCAGGCCCCACCCGUGUGAACCACCGGCAUCAAAUUAAAAAUAAAGUUGUUUAAAUUUGCA
This is a messenger RNA of Austrofundulus limnaeus, 2144 nucleotides long. RefSeq lists its product as uncharacterized. The transcript is spliced from 4 exons. Gene Ontology annotation, molecular function: DNA binding. Lineage: Eukaryota; Metazoa; Chordata; Actinopteri; Cyprinodontiformes; Rivulidae. The record is from RefSeq and is a predicted model, not a curated record. The coding region runs from base 313 to 2121 and encodes 602 amino acids.